Molecule: messenger RNA, 5034 nt
Organism: Symbiodinium necroappetens
Lineage: Eukaryota; Dinophyceae; Suessiales; Symbiodiniaceae
Source: the annotation of a GenBank genome assembly
AUGUUGGGUCGCGAAGAUGAUAACCCAAAUUCCUAUGACCCCCCGCCAAGUGAGACUGUCAGUGGAGCUGCCAGCAGGGCUACGGGGUCAGAACCUCAACAGGUUAUGGGCGCCCAAAUCGCUGGCGCGAGUACUCCGCACUUGCUGAACGGUACGUAUGGGACGAUGGGUCCAAUGUCAAUGGACAGCGAGUUGAGACCUCACCCCGAAGGACGAGAAGUUCGAGGUGACGAAAGCACCGAGAGAGCUGGUAGGGCUGCAGGUGAGCCUGUAGCUGGGGCGCUGAGAACGGCAGGUCGCGUGAUGGCGAACGUGGCUGCGAAGGUUCAAGGCAUGAUCCCGCCGGCUAAGGUGUCGUCUGCGGCGAGUUUCUUGGGUCAGGAGGAGGUGAGGUCUGCAGGGACUGUCGGGACAGGAUACGUGACCGCGAGCUCAGCAGCUAUGGAGGAGCAGCCUGUUGAGGUAGAACAGCAAGCGAAUGAGGAGCCACAAGCUUCUGGAGCAGAGCUGUUCUCACCUCAGCAGGCGAGGCGACUUCGGGAGAUGGAACAAGAGGCACCACUUCUGUACAGUGAGAGCAGGAACGACCAGCCUCAGGAAGAUUCGGGGGCAGUGCGAGCUCCACCCUUACCUCACUAUUCGAGCUCUGAGUCAGGUAGGGUAGCAGCCUUGGUAGAAGAAAACCAGAGAAACCUUAUGGGGUUUGUUCAGCAGAUUCCUGGUAAGUCUGCAGCGGCGCCGUUCGAUGGCGGCUAUGCACCUCAGGUGACAGGUCUGCUUCUGCGCCACCUUCCGCCGGAGGAGGUGGGCUCGGGUCAAGCACCGGAUGGAGCACUUGAUCAUCCAGGCGGGGUUGCAGAAAGGUCGGAGGCGUUGAAGCAAGUUCAGCACCCGAAGCCUGCAGACAGUGCAAUAGACGCUGUGUUGAAGCUUCGCACAUGGAAGCGUUGGAUGACGAGACUCAGCGACUUAGGAGGAGCUCAACCUGACGCAGCGCUGAGCAUCCAGGCUCUUGAGUGCAUCACUGGCAAUGUGCUCCGCUCGUUGCCCAGCCUGAGCUUCCGCAUCAACCUUGUGCGUGCUUCUUUGCAUCUAGACACGCAGCCUACAGGUGCCAAGGUCAGUGAGUAUUUUGAGCAUCUUCUUGUGGAGCUAGAGGCGGUGUCAAGAGUUGCAGAGAGCCCCUCGCCUGGCCUUCCUUCAGGUGCUAAGGCAGAGGCUAAUAAGAACGUGAGGCAGGUUGAUGCUCGCGUUGCAGGAGGUAAUGACACCUCCCCUGCAGCCCCAAAGGAAGCAAGGUCACCGAAGGGAGCAGGACAAGCUGCAGGUGGCGACUCGCCCAAGAAGUUGUGCAAAUGGUUUCAUGAGGCUAAAGGGUGUAAGAGGGGAAAGGACUGCAAGUUCACUCACGACUGGAGUCAGGUGCCAAAGCAGGACAGAGCCGACAGGUGCAUGGCCUGUGGGGCCAAGGGACAUCGCCGAGAUGCGUGUCCAAACACUCAGGGCACAGGGCUAGCAAAGCGUGAUGAUGGUGCAAGUUCCGCAAAAUCAGCAAGAGCCGAUCCCGCUCAAAAACCCAAGGCCGAUCCUGGCCUUCGGAAGGUGUUGUCAGAUGCCGCCGGGGUUCUACGAGAAGCCAUCCAUGCUAGUGCAGGCGCGGCAGACGCAGCUGCUCACCAGCCGCCCUCGGCAGGUGGAUCAGCAAGGGGAGGUGGAUCAGAAGCAGCCACUAGUGCCGAAGGGCCCGCUAUGGCCGCUGCAGCAAAAAUUCAGGCUCAGCUUGAGGAUCUAGAGGCACGUGUUUUGGAUGGCAGAGGUCCAGCAGUGCGGGCAGUGAGCAAUUCCGUGGAAGCGGUGAGUUCCGAGCAAACAGCGUUGCUGGACUCUGGAGCCACGCAUGCGGUGUUGGAUGUGGCUUCUGCAGAGGGACAGGACCUCGUACCCUGCACAGUGUCGCUUGCUGGUGACCAAAGGAAAGGCGGAAUGCAUCUAACGCACCCCCGCCUAGGCCGCCUCAAGACGAGCUUGAAGGGAGGAUGCCCGCAGUUGAACCGUGAGCAGGCCAUGUGUUUGAUCAAGGAGCUUGAGAGCGCCAAGCUUGGUGAGCUCACCGGUAGGCUGAAGAAGGUACAGGCUUACUUGAAAGGUAUGCAAGGGUUGAGCCUAGCAGAUGCCAUUGAUGCCUUUGUUGGAAGCGGGGACUAUGGUGCAUCGUUGGACCUCCUUCAGUUGAUGCCGUUUCUGAAGGGUGUUCCGGACCGUAUCGCCACGAGGCUCGCCGUGGAUCUCAAAGCGGCCAAUGGAUGGGAGCUUCUCAAAGCACUCCCCUUCAACAGAAGAGUUCGGAAGAGAAUGCAUCAGUCCUAUGAUAGUUCGAGCCCAGCCGACUCUUCUCUCAAGAGCAUGUGCAGUGAGCGCCAGGUCGAGCUGGUUGAACUCGGCGUCACCCGUGAAAAAAUAGUCAGCCCCUCGGUGUGGAAGGUUCUUUGCUGGGCUGCGUUCACCGGACGGGUUGCGGGUGUUGUCGCCGAUGCGCCUAUGAAGACAUGGGGUGUUCUGAAGGUUGAGGAUUCAAAGGCCGUGAGGUUGCGCUCCACGCAGCACCCGUGGGGGGAGCCAGACAUUUCAGCUGCGCUCCAAGCCAAGAUUGACGACGAUGUGUUGACGGCGCGGCAACCCAUGUGGCUUUGGACCGUUGCAUCCUUGUCUCGUGGAGAAGGGGUUCCUACCUGCCAGACCCAUGCCGUGUAUCCAGAAGGGACCAAUGAAUGGUGGAUGCGUACUGUAGUGGACCCGUUCCAGCAAUGGAGCAAUUGCAGCGACUUGAUCGUUGAUAGUGGUCUAGGCGUUGAGGGCACCACCCGCCCCAUGAAGGUAUGCACCAACCUAGGUUUCUCUCCAGGUGUCAAGCAAGUUUCGCAGGCAGACGUUGCGCUUGAAGGUGGGCCCGUUGCACAUGGUUGGCCGCAGGCUUUCAGGCGUGAGGUCAGCAUGGCUCUUUUUGGUGGUUCGCUGGCAACAGGCCAUGUUCUGCAGAAGGUUCCAGCCGUGAAUGCAGUUGGGGCGGAACAGCCGUCGAGUUCACCCGAGGCAUGGUUGGCACAAGAGCAUAUGCAAGAGGCAACAGGUGUUGACCAAGAGGGCCAAAGCAGUGCCGACGAUUACCCAGUGGCAGUUGAUAUGCCCGUGCUCGACUCAGGAGGAGCAGGUGAGCAUUCACAGGCGCAGGCCGAAGAUGCUCAGCCCACGUCGCGGGAGCUCAGCGACAAGGAGAAGGAAAAGUGGAGGCGGCACAUUGCUGCCCACCAUAUCCCGUUUAGGCGGGACUGUCUCCAGUGCGUGAUGUCAGGUUCCUUAGGACUUCAGCACCGUCGUGUAAAAUGCCCCUCGAUGUACUCUCUUGCAUUCGACUUGACAGGGCCUUUCGUAGAGCUUGGCAAGGAUGAUCGAGGAGGCUGCUAUAAGUAUGCACUGGUAGCUGGCCUUCGCGUUCCAGACAUUGCACUGCCCGUCGCAGAUUCGAAGGCCGAGGUAGGUGCCAACAGGCCAGCCAAGGUUCCUAAGGCUAAGUCAAGGCCAAAGGUCAUGCAAUCAAAGCCGCCUGUGGAUGAGGACGAUGCGCCCUCAGAGGCGAGCUGGCUUCAAGCUGAUCUGGAGCCUAAGGACCCGCUCGAACUGACAGCUCAGGAGGAGCCGGAUGAUGAGGACGAACGGGAAUCUGUGCUUAGCUGGUUCGAAGCUCCUGAUCUUGAGAGCCUCAAAGCGAGUUUGCAGGACCUUGAGGAUUGUCAGGAGGCUGCUGAAGAUGAGCCUGUGGGUGAUGGUGCAGAGCAGAAACCCUCAGAUGGUGACCCAUGGGGUGAUGAUCAAGGUGUGUCCUCCAUGACAGAUGAGCAGUUUGAUGAGGAGUUGGCCCAGCUGUUGUUCACAGGUGCAAACAAGGAGCUGAUGUCAAAGGCUGUUAUGGAUUGGUUGCAGUCAAAGCUGAUACAGCCCUCGUUCACGCAAGGUUUGGGUGUGGAACAAUGGCCAUCAGCCAUGGAGUUCGCCUGUGCCGAGCAUCGGCACCGACUGUUGCAGCUGCCUGGAAGGAUUCCCAGGUUCGGGCAGAAGGUCAUUUUUAAGAGCAAGCAUCCCACCGGGAAGUCUAAACGACCGUUCGUGCGCUGGGAACAUGCCAUCUACCUUUGUCCCACUCCGAGAAAAGAAGGGGGACACGUGCUGCUUCGUGCCGCCUCUGGGGCGUAUCUGGUUGCCAAAAACGUUAGGUGCCUUGAUGAGUUGGUUGAUCCGGAGGCUGAGCUUGGAGGCGAGGAGGUGUUGCAGGCAGACCCCCCGGAGCAUGAGCCCCCGGUAGAAUCGUUCGCAAUAGAUUUGAUGAACUCGGGCCUGUACACGGCCGAUCAUUGUGGACGGUUGUUGGAUCUUGCGUUUGGUGGUGUAGAGGGAGGAACCCGUAGGUACUUGAAUGAGUAUUUGAGGAGAAACUCUUCAGGUGAUCCAGGUGCACUUACCUGGACGGCACUCACAGUUGUGGUGGCACCAGAGGUUACCACCCGGUCCAUGCGGAUCGAAGGCCCGGCUAUUGAGGCUACCAUGACCUUCAAUCCGAAGCAGAGGCAUGCGGUGUUACCGGAGCAAUUUGAGGCGAGGUUUGAAAGGUGGCAACGUGUGUUGGGUGGGUCCGACGAAGACCCAUUCCUGCAUCCAGCGUCGGCCGCCAUCCCUCACGCCCUGCUGGUGGCGACUGUGUUCCAACAGAGAGACUGGGGAAGGGAUCCGGGGGUGUUUGUGGAAGGGCCUCACGGCCCAGUUCUUGCAGCCCGGGCCAUGGAUUUUUCAGACGACGGCCCAGCCGAAGAGGGUCCGUUCCCGGACCGUAUGCUCAUGUUUUCGGUACACGACGUCAUCCGCAACAUCCACGAGAUGGUGAUCCUACGUGUUGUUCUGGUUGAGGAAGAGUCUGAAGGAGUGGGUCAGGCCCCUCAAAUUCUUCAGUUCAAGGCCCAUCAGGUUGCCAGUGCCAUUGCCUAA